Messenger RNA from Neolamprologus brichardi, 2233 nucleotides. RefSeq lists its product as uncharacterized. Gene Ontology annotation, molecular function: GTP binding. The record is from RefSeq and is a predicted model, not a curated record. NCBI's taxonomy places the organism in Eukaryota, Metazoa, Chordata, Actinopteri, Cichliformes, Cichlidae.
AAGACAUUAAGUUGACUGCACAUCAUUUCAAAGAUUAGCUUUUUUACAACUAGAAAAAUAACUUUUCCAUUGUAAGUUCACAAAAUAAUAUACAACACAACAGGAAAUGUCUGGGUUUUUUAAAGAAGGAGGUGGCUCCAUAAAGCUUUCAGAUGCUGUUAAAAUAAAAGUCAGCAAACCACUUGAAACGCCACCAGGGUUUCUCCCAGUUUAUAUGGUUCACCUGGAAAAGAACAUGACAUUCAAUGUCGAUGGAUGCAAGAGUUUCAGUAUUGGAGAAGAGUCCAGUAAACCUAAUCGCACCAUAAUGCUUAUGGGCGCAACCGGUGCUGGGAAGACAACUCUCAUCAACGGGAUGAUCAAUUACAUUUUAGGUGUUAAAUGGGAGGAUCCAUAUCGCUUUAACUUAGUGAAUGAAACUCAGUCAACAUCACAAGCUCACAGUCAGACCUCUGAAGUCACUGUGUACAAAAUCAACCACCAGGAGGGAUUUCAAAUCCCGUUCUCUCUGACCAUUGUGGACACUCCAGGCUUUGGAGAUACAAGAGGCAUAGAAAGAGACAGAGAAACUGUAGAGCAGCUACGUAAUCUCUUCACUUCCCCACAUGGUGUCAGUGAAAUCGAUGCUGUGUGUUUUGUAGCUCAGGCUGCUUUAGCACGACUCACAGCAGCACAAAGAUAUGUGUUUGAUUCAGUGCUCUCAAUCUUUGGCAAAGAUGUGGCAGAAAACAUCAGGGUUCUGGUGACAUUUGCAGACAGUCAACGACCAUCAGUUCUAGAGGCGAUCAAUGCUGCAGGAGUCCCAUGUCCUAAAACAAAAGACGGACUGCCGGUUCACUUCAAGUUCAAUAACUCAGCACUGUUUGCAAAUAACAAAUCAGCUGUAGCAGAAAGCAUGAGUGAUGAUGAUGAUGAUGAUGAUAAUGAUGAUGAUGAAGAGGACUUCAAUCAGAUGUUUUGGGAGAUGGGGACGAAAAGCAUGAAGAGGUUUUUUGCUGCUUUGAAUAAAAUAGAAACCAAAAGCUUGACACUGACAAAGGAAGUCCUCAGAGAAAGAAAGCAGCUCGAGAUUUCAGUUGAGAAUCUGCAGUUGCAGGUGAAACUUGGGUUAGCCAAGCUUGAGGAGAUAAAAGAGACGAGGGAAAAAAUUAAAAACUGCAAGGCAGAGAUCAGCAGAAAUGAAAGCUUUGAGUUUGAAGUUUCUGUUAAAAUCCCUGUUCAGAAGGAUAUUUCGAAUCGUGGAAACUACAUCACGAAUUGCAAGCAGUGUCAUUACACCUGUCACUACCCUUGCCAGAUAGCAAAUGAUGCAGAUAAACGUGGCUGUGCAGCAAUGGGGCCAGAUGGAUACUGUACAGAGUGCCCAGGGAAAUGCAUCUGGAAUGUACAUUAUAAUCAGAAGUAUAAAUGGGUGUAUAAAGAAGUUAAAGAGAAACGAACAAUAAAGGAGCUGAGAAAAAAGUACUUGAAGGCCAAAGGAGAGAAGAUGACUGUUCAAGCACUGGUUGACAAACUGAAUGCUGAGUACGACUGUUUGCAGGCUGAGGUGGUGAAACUGGUGGAGAGAUCUGCAGAGUGUCUGAACAGACUUAAAGAGAUAGCACUGAAGCCAAACCCUCUGUCCACUCUAGAGUACAUCGACAUGCUUAUUGAAGGAGAGAAAUCUGAGGCUAAACCAGGCUGGAAGCAACGAGUUCAGUCUCUGAUGUCCAUGAAGGAAAAAGCAGAGCUCAUGGCUCACGUGGAGAAAUGUAAUUAAACAUUUCUUGAUGCUACAUCUUUGACAAUUCACAAAUAACAUAAGGUAAAUAAAGACAGAAGUAGCAUCAAAUAUUUAGAGGCAUUAAAUCUCAGCCAGCAACAGCAAUAUUAAGUAAUUUUAAGUUUUUACCACUUGUGCAAUUCUAAAUGUUUUUUUUUUUUACAGUUUAAUGCUUUAUCAUUUUUUUACAUCACUUUAGACAACAUAAAACCCAAAUAACAUACAACAGUGAUCACAACAUAACUGUUUUAUUUCUUCAUUCAAUUAUUUUAUUCCCUCUUAACUGUUUAUAAUGCCUGACACACACACUGUGUUCUCCACGUUUUAAACCUGCUUAAUGUUUUUAUGUCAUAAAAUGCAAAUAUCAUUGAUAUAAGAGAUUUUUAUUCUGAGUUACAUGUUAUGUCUAUUCUUGUAAUAGCCUGCUGAAUGAUGGUGACAUCAUUAAAUAAUAAACUUUGAUAAACUUGA